Rotaria sp. Silwood2 is the source of this 1332-nucleotide messenger RNA. Lineage: Eukaryota; Metazoa; Rotifera; Eurotatoria; Philodinida; Philodinidae. The record is from the annotation of a GenBank genome assembly.
AUGGUACACAGUUCAAAUCAUAGUAAUAAUUGUGUUAGCUACAUUAUUAGAAAACAUUUUCUGUUAAUAUUAUUAUGUCUUAAUGCAUUUCUUGGUUGUAUGUAUUAUAUUCGUGGACGAAAUGAAGAAAAACUAAAUCCAAUUCCAUCAACAACAAAUACAAGAGUAUCAAAUGUUAUUCUUAAUCGGCAACAGCAUAAUCAAUAUGUAAUAAAAACAAAUAAAGCAAUUGUAUUUAUUAAAAAUACACUUGAAAAUGAAUAUAAUCAAAAUGAUUUAAUGAGCUUUUAUAAUCAUGUUCAAAAAGAAUAUUCAUUAGGAUUAAAAUGUACAAGAAUACAAAAUAUAUCGAAAACAAUGGCUAUAUCUAAUAAUACUAAUCAAAUUGAAAACAAUACUAGCAUUAUCAGUACCAGAGUCAGAAAACGUUCAUCUUCUCGUCAUGUCCAACGUACUGAUCUUAAUAAAUUUAUAAUAGAUAAUUCUGAUGCAUGUUUAAAUGAAUUUGUUGAUUUAGUAAUAAUAAUAAUAUCAAAAUCUAAUAACUAUAAAAUACGUGAUGCUAUUCGUCGUACAUGGACAUCAGGACAAGAUCUUGGUAUAUAUUCUACAAUAAAUGUAAAAUAUUUUUUUCUUAUUGAUUAUAAUGAAAAAUUAGUUCAUAAUAUUCGACUUGAAAAUAAUCUUUUUCAUGAUAUAAUUCAAGUUGAAUUGCUACAAGAAUAUACAUUAGUUACACAUCGUGUUUUAUCUUUAUUUGAAUGGUCAUUUCGUUAUUGUCGUACGGCUAAAUUUCUAUUUAAAACUGAUGAUGAUAUUUUUAUUAAUUUAAUAUUACUUUUAAAAUUUAUUUCACCAUUAAUUAAACAAUCAACCAACAAUUCAUUUUUAAUAUCAGAUAUGAAUAUGUAUGGUUUUAAACAUAAAAAUGCACGUGUAUUUCGUCAUACAAAAGAUCCAGUAUCCGAUAGAUAUAUUGUUACAAUUGAUGAAUAUCCAUGUGAACGAUAUCCAACAUUUUUAUCUGGUUUUGGUUAUUUAAUAUCAAAAAAAGCAAGAGAUGCCAUUCUCUAUACUGCUUAUCAAGAUCCAGAACCAUUUCGAAUAUCCGAUGUUUACUUAACGGGUAUCAUACCCGAUUAUCUAUCCAUUCCACGUCAAUCAUUAUCUGAUUAUGAUAUUGAAUUUACAAAUGGUUGUGACGAGUUUUUUCGUCAUUCAAAAGCAUUUGCAUGUGCAAACAGUAUACAUCAUGGUAAUACAAGUGAUACUUUUAGUAAAUUUAAUCAAUAUUGGCAACUUGUUAAGAAGAAACAUUUAUCAAUGCAUUAG